AUGUCGUCGAGAGCAAACCGAGAUACUACAUACACUGCCGUCAACUGCUUCGUGAAGGACUCUCAAGAGUCAUACUUUCUACAGGAUUACCAGCCUGUAUCCACCACGAUCGAAACGGAAUCUAUCUCAACCGACACGGAUACUUCAACCACUACUACGACUAUUCCACCAACAUCUCCGACAUCGCAUUCAACGCCCGUCGGCGCUAUUGUCGGUGGUGUCGUCGGUGGCCUCGCAAUAAUUGCCCUCCUAAUCCUAGGGAUCUUCUUCUACCGCCGGAAAAAGCCCACCCCCAAUGUGCCCCCGGUUGAACAAAUUAUCAGCCCAACUACACAGCCGCCAUACUCGCCAAGCUUUGCUUCACCACCCGUAUAUAAUGCUCAAACAAGCAACCCCGCUUGGCUGUCUACUAGUCCUAGUCCUAGCUCGCCAACAUAUAACCCUGCCGGUGUACACUAUCAAAACAUGCCCUCGACUUCUCCCCAACCUGAGCAGUUCACUAACGCACACAUAAACUAUGAGCCAAAGGAGGUGCCAGCUACUAAUCCAGUGGGAACGGGUAACAACCGCGCUGAAUUAAACUGA
Fusarium venenatum is the source of this 585-nucleotide messenger RNA. RefSeq lists its product as uncharacterized. The record is from RefSeq and is a predicted model, not a curated record. Lineage: Eukaryota; Fungi; Ascomycota; Sordariomycetes; Hypocreales; Nectriaceae.